GCGGUGCCAUGGCGCAUGCCAGCGAGGCGUGCGGCAGCCACUUCAUUGCUCUGUUUACGCUAUUAACAGGCUCGAUGAACACCAUCAUCAUGAAGAUGCAGUUCGACAUGGUGGCUCAAGGCACGGAACAAUGCGACGUGGGCGACGGCAUCACGUCCUUGCGCUGUGCGUUCCACAAGCCAUGGUUCGGCGUGCUGCAAGUGAAGCUCGGCAUGACGUUGUGUUUGGUCUACCUCGUGAUUCGCAAGAAGUUGCUCCACCGGCCGUACUUGGAAACCCCCCUUCCAUUGCACGACCCAACACACACGCACAAGUUGUUUAUUGCAGUCCAAGAGUGGCCGUCCACACGAACGUUGGUGGCAACAGUCGUGCCGGCAGCCCUGGACCUCGUGCAAAGCAUCUUUUCGUUCGUGGGGUUGCUGUGGAUUCCCGCAUCGGUGUACCAAAUGAGCGGCGGGUCCAUGCUCAUCUUCAGCGCGUUCAUCUCGGUCAAGUUUAUGCACGUGCACUUGUUCCUAUACAACUACAUCAGCCUGGCACUAGUGGCAUUUGCCCUCGUGUUGGUGUCCAUAGCCGGGUCAUCCCAUGAGUCUGAAUCAGCGCCUUCCGAUGCCUGGAACACGUUCGUUGGGAUGGUGUUCAUUUUGCUCUCUCGGCUCGGGUACUCUGUCAACAUUGCGAUCGAAGAGUACUUUAUGACGACGCUGCAUGUCAGCCCGAUCCUCCAGGCCGGCAUGGAAGGCGUGUGGGGGCUCGUUCUCUUUGUCCCGUUGGUGCCGCUCCUCACAUGGACCGAGCCAGGGCCGUCCGCCGUGGCCAAGAUCUGGCACGAAGAUUUUGUCGAUACAUGGGCAAAGCUGCAGCAGUCCCCGACGCUUGUCGGGCUAGUGGUGGUGUAUGUGCUGUCCAUUGCCGCUUACAAUGUAGCUGCGAAUUGGGUCACCAAGCACAUGAGCUCGAUCGUUCGCAGCAUGAUUGAGAACGGUCGGACGUUGGGUGUGUGGGUCAUCGGACUCUUCCUGUACUACGUCUGCAGCCGCCCAGCCACUUCCCCCAAGAUGGGCGAGCCGUGGACAUCCUCGAGCUGGCUCGAAGUCGUGGGGUUUAUCCUCAUGGUCGUGGCUACCUUGGCGUACAAACGAGUGCUGCGGUACCCCUGCGUGUCCUUCUACCGCGAUGAUUUCGCCCCGAUCCAUUGACGUAAAUACAUCUGUAAAGCGUUCCUAUGGCCCACCCUCGUCACACCACUGGAUACAAGUACCAGUAGGUAGCUCGACGCUAUUUGGAUAACAAAAUAGCGCGAACAGGACACAACGUGUUAGCGAUCGAUGGCUUAUUUGACGUUCUUAAAGUACUCUUGCGAGUCCUUGGGGUUGGUCACAAUCGUGGCCUGGCCGGGUUGCCAGUUGGCAGGGCACACUUCGCCAUGUUCUUCCACGAACUGGAAGGCCUUGACCAAGCGCAAAGCUUCGUCCACGCUGCGGCCCACGGGGUUGUUGUUGAUCGUGUAGCUUUGCAGGAUGCCUUCGCCGUCGAUGAUGAACAAACCACGGUAAGGGAACCCGUUGGACUCGCCCAACGUGCCGUACUUGGCAGAGAUGACCUUCGUGACAUCAGCCACAAUAGGAAUCUUCAUCUUGCCCAAGCCACCCACGUUGCGGGGGGUGCGGGUCCACGCCAAGUGGACUUCGGGGGUGUCCGUCGACGCGGCGAUCAAUUGAGCACCCACGGCUUCGAACUCCUUGGCACGAUCAUUGAAGGCAAUGAUUUCCGUCGGGCAUACGUACGUGAAGUCCUUGGGGUAGAAGAACAACACGACGUACUUGCCGAGGUAGUCCGAGAGCGAAAUUUCGCUGAUGUCGCCACGGACGACGGCAGGGGCAGUGAACGAAGGAGCGGGCUUGCCAACGAACGCCUUGGCAGCAGGGUACUUGACCUUGUUGUCCUCGUCGUCCUCGUCAUCACCGUCAAAGUAGUCACCGUAGUCAAAGUCGUCGUCGUCUUCGUCGUCGUCGUCGGCAGUGGGGACCAAAGGUCCACGGCGAGACGAAGCGAAGCGCACGCUCAUGGCCGGUUGGACCAAGGCUUGCGACGCUUGGGGAAACGAGCGGACGGCGGCUACAGCCACAGGGCGGCGGAGUUGGGUGCACGCAGCACGAACAACAACAGAGCGGAGAUGUUGCAUGAAGAUCUGGGAGUCAGAAGUGAUGCACUACAUGUAGCCAACCACACGUCAAAU
Messenger RNA from Aphanomyces astaci, 2239 nucleotides. RefSeq lists its product as hypothetical. Lineage: Eukaryota; Oomycota; Saprolegniomycetes; Saprolegniales; Verrucalvaceae. The coding region runs from base 9 to 1199 and encodes 396 amino acids. The transcript has 4 exons. Gene Ontology annotation, cellular component: membrane. The record is from RefSeq and is a predicted model, not a curated record.